Heteronotia binoei (common prickly gecko) is the source of this 1686-nucleotide messenger RNA. RefSeq names its product chitotriosidase-1-like. Bases 37 to 1413 code for a protein of 458 amino acids. The record is from RefSeq and is a predicted model, not a curated record. Gene Ontology annotation, molecular function: chitin binding; chitinase activity. The transcript is spliced from 11 exons. NCBI's taxonomy places the organism in Eukaryota, Metazoa, Chordata, Lepidosauria, Squamata, Gekkonidae. Gene Ontology annotation, cellular component: extracellular region. Gene Ontology annotation, biological process: carbohydrate metabolic process; chitin catabolic process.
CAUUUGUCUGCUUUCUGAGGGACAGGAUCCAGAAACAUGGCAAGCAUGAGCCAAACAUUCACUGGCUCUGGUUUAGCCAUCUUGAUGUUUCUUCACUUCAGCUCACCUCUCAAACUGGUCUGCUACUUCACCAACUGGGCUCAAUACAGGCCAGAGAGAGGGCGAUUCCUCCCUGAGAACAUUGAUCCCAACCUGUGCACUCAUCUCAUUUAUGCAUUUGCGGGAAUGAAUGAGAACAAGAUCACAACAGUGGAAUGGAAUGAUGAGAAAUUAUAUCAGGAUUUCAAUAAACUCAAACAGAAGAAUCCAGGACUGAAGACACUUUUAGCCAUUGGCGGAUGGAAUUUUGGUUCUCCAAAAUUCUCUGCCAUGGUGGCUACUCCUGACAAUCGCCAAACAUUUAUUCUGUCCGCGAUUUCAUUCCUGCGAAAGCAUGGUUUUGAUGGCCUAGACCUAGAUUGGGAAUAUCCUGCAGACAGAGGCAGCCCUGCAGAGGAUAAACAACGCUUCACUUCUUUGGUUCAGGAAAUGUUUAAAGAAUUCCAGGCAGAAGCCCAGCGGACAAGUAAGGGAAAACUACUGCUAACUGCUGCUGUGGCUGCUGGGAAGACAACCAGUGACAAAGCCUAUGAAAUUUCCAAGAUCGCAAAGAGUCUGGAUUUUAUUAACCUCAUGGCCUAUGAUUUUCAUGGAUCUUGGGAAACAGUUACGGGCCACGUCAGCCCCCUAUACCCUGACACUGAUGAUGCUGUACAAUAUUGGAAGAGCAAGGGUGCACCACCUGAAAAGAUUGUCCUUGGAAUGCCUCUCUAUGGACGAACCUUCACCCUUUCUUCCUCACAGGCUGGACCUAAUGCACCAGUCUCAGGGCCUGGAACACCUGGUAUUUUCACAAGAGAGGCUGGAUUCUUGGCUUAUUAUGAGGUCUGUACUUUUAUACAAGGUGCCACUACAAAAGUGAUUCCAGAGCAGAAAGUUCCAUAUUCUUUCAAAGGAAACCAAUGGGUAGGGUAUGAUGAUGUCGACAGCAUUAAAAAUAAGGUCAGAUAUUUGAAGCAGAAUAACCUGGCAGGUGGCAUGGUUUGGGCCAUGGAUCUGGAUGACUUUAGUGGCUUUUUUUGUAACCAAGGAGUAUACCCUCUUCUGCAAACUCUGAAGAAAGAACUGGGUUCCAAAGACCAAGCACCAGCUGAUGAACCUCCUACCCAAGAUGAAUUUCUGAAACCUGAACAAUCACAACCUGUUCCACCUACAGCAGAUACAUUUUGUCUUGGCAAAGCAGAUGGAAUCUAUGCUAACUUACAGGAUCCUACAAAAUUCUACCACUGUGCUCACAGCCAUACAGUCAUCAAGGCUUGUCCAUUAACACUAAUUUUUAAUGAUAAAUGCAAAUGUUGUGACUGGCCACAGUGAAGUGCUUCCAAUAAAUAUAAAUCCAACAGUGGCUAUAUUCCUUUAUACUCACAACCAUCUAAUGCUUUAUUGCAUAUAUAUAUAUAGCCUCAUUUGCACAUUUAUCUAGCUGACAGCUGACAUGAUGUGAUCCACAAAUCCACAAAAGACCACAGAAAUCAGAAUAUUUGUCCUUUGCAUCAGUCUGCUUAUGGUGUAUGUCUUCAUUCUUUAAUUUUUGCUUGCUAUUUCUUUUUGCUAAAAUUGAUCAAAAUAAAUUCAGUUAAAUUCAAA